Messenger RNA from Aspergillus sclerotioniger CBS 115572, 3613 nucleotides. RefSeq lists its product as uncharacterized. Gene Ontology annotation, biological process: transmembrane transport; metal ion transport. Gene Ontology annotation, molecular function: metal ion transmembrane transporter activity. The transcript is spliced from 10 exons. Bases 1 to 3318 code for a protein of 1105 amino acids. Lineage: Eukaryota; Fungi; Ascomycota; Eurotiomycetes; Eurotiales; Aspergillaceae. The record is from RefSeq and is a predicted model, not a curated record. Gene Ontology annotation, cellular component: membrane.
AUGGCGGCCGACAAUGAGGUCAACACCGGACAACCGCCGCGCAUCGAAACCGCAGUUGAUGUUGUGGCUGUCCCGGCAAUAGGUGCAGACCCCAGGAGGACCUGGCUCGAUGAGAAUUCACAAACGCCCUGGCUUCUUUCCGACUUAACAAAAUGCGUCCCCAAUGCCCGCGUGUUGCUUGCAGACCAUGGGCACAUAGGCUCUCGAGAUGACCUGGACUCUUUGGCCCAUAGGCUGUUGAAAUGGCUUCUAGAGGAAAGGCAGGCGACGAGCCUUAGACGCCCCAUCUUCUUCAUCUGUCAUAGUACUGGUGGUCUCGUUGCAAAAGCCGCUCUCAUAAUAGCUAGUCAGUUGACAUCCAGGCUUGGUUCGAUACUGUCAAGCUGCUAUGGUAUUGCUUUCCUCGCGACUCCCCAUCACGGCUCGAGUUAUCUGUCGGCGCCCGAAUUUACCAGGAGUAUCCAGCGAUUGAUGAAACUCAAGCAUCGCAUUCCACCUGGCCUUCAAGAGCUCUUUAGACCAAGACAUCCCUACCUUUUACGACUCUCGAACCAAUUUAGAUCGAUAUCGGCAGAUAUUAGAAUUUGGACCUUUUUGGAGACAGUCGAUUCGACACUCAGCAUUACCGACUCGGAAACCGGGGACUCGGUCGAUAUGCAUGUCCCCAUUACGUCUAUUCGAUCAGGCAUUCUAGACCUUGAGCAUGAGAAAGAACUUCCCUUGGCUGCCGACCACGUUGGCACUGCAUGUUUCAAGGGCCAGGAGCUUACUACAAGGACAAGUUUUAUUAAUGAGCUUCAAGCAUCUGUCUCCAUGGCCAUCGAUCUAUCUAGAAUGGCUGAUGCCCCCUUGGACGUCGACUUGGAGGUUAUGGUCCAGGUUAAUGGUUUCUUUGAAGACACCGCGCGAGGUAUCAGCGAUGAAACACCCUUGAAGCUCUGGUCAACAAAAGCAUCGCUCAAGGAGUACUUGACAAGUGGUCCCUCAUCAUGUCUCAGCAACAGGCUAAAGAAGACAGCUGGAAUACCAUCUAGCAUAUAUGACGACUCUUCCAUAAGCAGUUUCGACAGCAGGCCGACAUCUGCUCAAGUUCGGUCGUCAAUGGAUGGCAUAAUAAAUCCAACAGCAUCCCAUGCGACUGAACCUACAAAGCAUAAAACAAUCCCCCAAAGACCUUCACUCAAGGAGAACCGCAGAUUCCUGGGCCAAUCAUCCCCUAGAAUUCAUAUCACUGAGCCGGCCAGUCAAGGCUACUUUGACGUGCAGCCAGACUCGGGCGAAGAAGCGCAGAGGUCCGUCCAAUCGCAAGAAGACAAAAAGGAAGAAGAUACAAAUGCAAAGGAGACAGGCGCAAACAGCAUGGUUGCGAACUUUCCUCCCAGGUAUAGGAGUUUCCUGCCGAUUCCACUGCCAUCCCGAGAUAACGUCGAUGAACAGAGGGUUGAGAUGCCUCGAAAAGCGCCUCGAUUCGAUCAACCAGAGCCGGGCAGCGAGAAGCUUCUUUGGAUCCAUGUUCCUUACACCCACACUGGUUGGGUACCGUCCAUACUUGCCAAAGCAUGUGGGGGUCAAGAAAGACAGGCCUUCUUGGAGAAAUUUAUCAAUGAGGAAAACUGGUACUCGAAUCUCAUCAGAGCUCGCCAUCUUGAACCCCAUGCGCGCUACGUACGAUCUAGCUGCAUUCACUUCAAGCCAAACAAGGCUUCCACCCCCGGGGCAAUCGAGGGAUAUAAGGACCCGACAUUGGCUCUAUACCUCCACUGGGAUACUUACUGGAACCUAGUUCAACGGCGUAAAGUUGUUGAUGAGAGAUUGCGACAAGGACGAUUCAGACCAGUGCCAAGCAACAUCUCAGAAUCUAGUCUCGAGUCAAAGUUGAUCUGGAAAUACCUCGGCAAUGAGCCACCCAUUCACAUACGGAGGACGUUGGACCAAUUCGGAUAUCCGAACCUACGAUCGACAGUCGCAAGAGAUGAUGAUCAGAUGCUCUGGAAGAGGACAAGGAAGGUGGUUAAUCUGAAUGAUGAGAUAAAGGUUACUGUCCAACCGGAGGAUGGACCCGAGGCAAAGAAUACAUUCAUGGACGGAAAGGUCCUCAUGGUCGACCAACUUUGGCUGUGGAUUGUUGACGAGAAGACCGUCGUCACAUUCUUUCCCAACCAGGAGGCUACCACGGCAGAGGGCAAGCUGUAUGAGCAGUCCAAUCUGUACAACAGCAUAUACAACGAGUUAAAUGGAGAUCUAGCUAGACGUUUCGAAACAGCUGGUGAUCUUGCUUCCCUCAUAGUGUUGCAUGCAGUCACAGUUCUACUCGACCGGACACUUCACCGUGACCUGCAGAUACUCCGGAUAUUCGAAGAAUCCAUCAGCAUUCUAACCGAAAUCGUCACCAAAUCUUUCAAACGCUUUCGAAACCGCGGCUUCAACACCCGUCCUGCAGACUAUAACAAAAACGCCGAAGGGAGACCAAUGUCCGCUGCAGAACGCGAUGAAAGAGACAAUAAAGUAGCUAGACGAAACCGGGAGGAUCUCUCUACGUUGUUGGAGCUACGAGAUAUUGUAGACGAGCUAGGAACCAUUCUCAAACUCCUCGAGCAACAAACGACCACCGUGACAACCAUGACCAGCUACUUCGAACACAAAGGCUGCGGGAAAGCAUUCAUGAAAUCAGCCCUCUCCAGACUCGACGAAUAUCGCAACCAGGUUCUCGACAUGCGCGAAAACGCAACUCUUGCCCAAAAGGCCGUCGAAAACCUCCUCGACCUGAAACAAAAACAAGCUAGCGUCGACGAAUCCCGUCUCGCCCGCUGGGAAGCAGAAGUAACCCAAGACCAAUCGCGAUCCGUCAUGGUCUUCACAGUAUUCACCAUCAUCUUCCUCCCCCUCUCCUUCUUCACCUCCCUCUUCGGCAUCAACGCCCGCGAAUGGAGCGGCACCCCCGAAAACCCCACCCUGGGCGAAAUGCUCUACAUAGCAGGCCCCGCCUCUUUCGCAAUAAUCAUAAUCGCCCUUCUAAUCGCCUUCAAUGAGCGUCUCCGUGAGACUCUCUGGCGCGCCCAGAAACUCAUCCUAGACAUACUAGGUGAUUUCCUCCUCGCACCGGUCACAUUAGUAUUCCAGUGGAGGAAGAUGGCGGCAGCGAAACCUGAGCGCACGAAGGGCCGUUUGAAUAGAUAUAGACGGAAUCCGCAGAGAGAGUCACAGGAGGAUAUCUGGACGGAACAUGAGGAUAAGAUGGUUGUGGCGCUGCCGGGGGUGAGGGAGGGGGAUUUGGAGGUUGAGCGGUAUUUGGAGAAAGUGAGGGAGAGGGGGAAGUAAUAGAUGGGGGUGAGGGGAGCAUGUCGUAGAUCUAAACAGGCUUUCAGUGAUUUCAAGACUUGCGCGAUUGGUUAUAGAUCGAAGGUAUUGCUAUUUUCUUGGUUGGGAGAGCUAAAUUGUUGCUUAUGGUGGUUGUUGAAUGUUCUACCUUAAGCAGCCCCGUUUAUUGGUUCGGCAGUAUUCUUACGAGACUACGACACAUCACAAUGCUUGAACAAUUAAUGUAAUGAAAUCGCAAACACCACAGCCGACUAAAUUGCUGCGGAAUACAUAAAGUACAUGGUAUGAUACACAG